CCCCGCGCGCAUGCGCAGUGCAAAGCGGCGCGAUGGCUGCCCGCAGCCAUGUGCAGGAUCCUAACGACCGCCGCCUGAGGCCUGUCUACGAUUACCUGGACAAUGCAAACAACAAGAUGGCCAUCCAACAGGCGGACCGCGUCCUCAAGAAACACAGAGACCUACACUGUGCCAAGGUGCUCAAGGCGAUUGGCCUGCAGCGUCUUGGCCGCCAGGAUGAGGCCCUGGGCCUCGCUCGUGACGUUGCUGCUCUGGAACCGACAGACGACAACUCACUACAGGCACUCACCAUCCUGUACCGGGAGAUGCAUCGGCCCGAGCUGGUGAUGAAGCUGUACGAGUCUGCGGUGAGAAAGUUCCCGGCUAACGAGGACCAUCAGGCCCACCUCUUCAUGGCCUACGUGCGCAUCGGGGAGUACAAGAAGAUGCAGCACGCGGCGAUGGCUCUCUAUAAGGUGACCCCGAAGAAUCCGUAUUACUUCUGGGCUGUCAUGAGUGUCGUCAUGCAGGCUCUCUCGGUGGGUGGGAGUCAGCUGGCCACCACGAUGUUCCUGCCCCUGGCUGAGAGGAUGGUGCUCAAGAUGGUGACGGAGAAUCGCAUCGAAGCAGAGGCAGAGGUGCAGCUUUACCUCCUCAUUUUGGACCUCCUCAACAAACAUGAAGCUGCACUGCAGCUUAUCAAGGGCAGCCUGGGAGGCAAGCUGACGUCAGAGCUGCGAGCCGUUGACAUGAAGAGUGCGGAGCUCUACCAGAAGAUGAAACGCUGGCCGGAGAGCAACGCCUUGGCCCGCAGGAUGCUGCUGCUCAAGUAGCUGUGGGGGUCCC
Petromyzon marinus (sea lamprey) is the source of this 825-nucleotide messenger RNA. The record is from RefSeq and is a predicted model, not a curated record. Lineage: Eukaryota; Metazoa; Chordata; Hyperoartia; Petromyzontiformes; Petromyzontidae.